CGUUUGCCUCACUUAUCACUCGUUUGUUCUUUCGUAAAGGCAAAACGCUCUGUCUUGGCCAAGACACCAUUUCCAACGUAGCAACAUACACUCAACCACACAUAGACAGGUAUAUCUUCUUCCUCCUCCUCCCACAUAAUACUGCCACAGCAAAAAGAAAACUCAACUCAACCAUAGCCUUUACUGGAAAAUAAACAACCCACAAUACAAACGCCAAACACCCAUCCCUCUCUUAUAACAGCCAGAAGACAAACAUGGUGGGCCAAACGCGACAGACGUCACUCAGGGAGGUACGGAAAGCCCUCAAUGCUAAUCCUUUGAAUCCUUACGUCCACAUCUUCAAGCAACUUUUGGAAAAUGGCAAAAAUGGCCCUCUGAAAGGUAGCGCGGUCGCCAGGGCGCGGUUCGGGUCUGAUAUGGUGCUACUGAAGAAGCAAAUUGCCUUCAACACAGAGGCCCAGAAAAAUAUAUCGACCCCAGAAAAAGUUCGCGAUAUCCUCCUUCGGGACCUGGCGACUCACAAAGAGAGCUCGGACGCCCCGGUCUACAGUCCAAUCGUCGACCCUCACACUGGCGAAUGGGCUAUGCCCGCAGACGAUGAAGUCGCUGCCAAAACACUGAUCAACGGGCUCCUGAACAAAAACUACAAGACCAUGGGUUGGAUAGCUAGUCUUAAGAGCCCUGUUCUAGACUCCAUGAGCACCUGGCCAGAUUACGAUAAGACGCACAUCUCGCAGACGGGAAUGGAGACCUGCAUCAUGCCCAACGAAACUCGGAUCAAUCUUCAGCACCAGAAUGAGACAAUGGCCUAUAUAAACCUCCUCGUUGGCGAAAUCGUAUGGAUGAUCUGGCCUCCAAUCCCAGACAACAUAGCCAAGAUGCAAGCUGCGUACGACGCAGAUGCCAACGCAAAACCCGAGGACCCCGUGGGCGUGAACGACUUUGACGACGUUGCGCUCUCGCUCGUGGGAGGCGUCACGUGUGUGCAUGCUCCUGGUGAGGUUCUGGUCGUGCCACCGUUCUGUAUGAUGCUGGGUGCGUCCACGCGACCGACGGCGUUUGUGCGAUACGGUGUUUUCCAAGCUGAUCGCGUAGUCCCUACGCUGCGCAUGAUGCCGUUUAUCAAGAGUUGGUGGACUAUGGAACAUUUGAAUCAAGAGACGCGGUUCUCGUUUGCGGCUGCCCUCGCGGACACUAUAAAGGCUAGCUUGAGUGGUGUGCUUGACGAUGUCUUGCCAGAGCAAUUCGCCGUUGCUUCUGCGCAGCGGGGAGAGAGGCUCGGGUUGAUGGGAAACCUGGUGGGGAACUGGGAUGGAGUCAAGGAUGGGCUUGUGGAAAUCUUGAGAGAGGAGCACGCGGAGGAAUUGAGGAAGACGGCGAAGGAGUUCCUGGGGAAAGUGGCCGAGACGUCAUGGAUGUGUGCGAUCUGUGGAAAGACGCCUGAGGAGGGGGUCACUAUGGAGGACCACUUCGACAUGAAUCACUGGCCGCAGGGGAGUCUUGAGAUCGGGUACAACGAGGUCGAACACGGUGGACAGGCAGACGACAAUGCAGAGGCUGCGGAUCAAAUGGAAGGAGUGGAGCGCGAGCAGGAUACCCGUGAACAGGCCGGACCGUCUACGACAACUACGCUGCCUUUACGACAGGUUUCGUCGAACGCGAAUAUUCUGGUGGACACAGAGCAGAUGGAGGGCGUGGAAGGUGCCGGUGAAUAGCCCGGAUCACUCGUGCAAGGUCGUUGAUUUCAAUGAUGUGAAGGUCGUCGUACUAGCAACGACAUCGACAUCCCUCCAAGCGACACUGCCAACGACACGGAAUGGCAACGAGGGUAGUCGAAAGACUUCACUCGUAUCUCCGCUGUACGCUCGU
Molecule: messenger RNA, 1869 nt
Organism: Periconia digitata
Lineage: Eukaryota; Fungi; Ascomycota; Dothideomycetes; Pleosporales; Periconiaceae
Source: the annotation of a GenBank genome assembly